GUUCAACUACGCAUCAAUAUCUCCGUUUUUGUCAAGUUCGGCGAAUGACAUUUUUUCGCACAGGGCGAUAGCUGUUGCGCAUUGAAUGUGUCCCCGAACCGGCGCUGUCUGAACCAGCUCAACAGCUGAUCGGAGUACGAAGCGGCGGUGAACGGGGCCACUAUCGCACCACCACCCCGCGUUUCGGUGAAAUCCUUUCAGUCUCGUGUACUCCACUGGAUAAAAGGCAAAUUUUGGCGAAGGAAGAGAUCUAUCCUCGUGCUCUUGGCAAAAGGAUAGGACAGUGUCUCUCGUCCGCUUGGAUACGCCAUUCAUCAUGGUCAAAACUUUUCAAGCGUAUUUACCUUCCUGUCAUCGCACUUACUCGUGCAUUCACUGCCGUGCUCAUCUCGCCAAUCACGACGAACUCAUUUCUAAGUCCUUCCAGGGCAGUCAAGGUCGUGCCUAUCUCUUUAAUUCCGUGGUGAACGUAGGCUGUGGUCCCGCGGAAGAGCGAGUUCUAUUGACCGGGCUGCACGCAGUCGCCGAUAUCUAUUGCGAAUGUUGCAAAACCACCUUAGGAUGGAAAUACGAACACGCAUUCGAGUCGAGUCAGAAAUAUAAGGAAGGGAAAUUUAUAAUCGAACUUGCCCACAUGAUCAAGGAGAAUGGAUGGGAAUGAAGAGCAGAGAGGAAUGCAACAAGUUCUCUGUGCCUCUUGUCAAACUUUUCCUGACAAUGCCUACAAUGUUGUUCUAAUUGCAAUGUGCGACCCCUCUCCAUUCGAACCACCAACGAAAGUCUGUGAUUUCAUUUGUGAUUUGUAAUCUUAGUAAUUUUUAUGUUUCGGACAAUUCGUCACCGAUUUCUGUUGACUCUAAUCAAAUCGAAUAAGCGAAGGCACAUUAGCGAUCCGUGAUCGUUGAUGGACAUAUUUCACACCAAGUAUCGCAAAGAAAUUAUUUUUCAAACGAAGAAAAGAUAGAAUAAGACAAUGAUGUCGAGCGAUGGUGAAUAUGAUGACGAAGGAGGUGCCAUGGUGGAAAUAAAGAAGCGAAAUUGCUCGGUACGAGCAGUGGGGUGCCCCCCUCUCUCCAUCUAAUCUUGAUUCAUUAUUCUUGUAGACAUUGCGUGCGUCGUACAUGUCAAGGAUGAAUGUUAAAGAUUAACACGUGGGGCACCCCGAAAUCAGUUUUAUCCGCACCGGAACAGCGCAAGUGCCACAGAUUUUGCCGGACUGAUUGCCUGCCUGCCGCGUCUGUCAUUGGAAUUUCACUGCCGAUAUUCCUAAUAUUAAUUAAGAUACUGUACGUCGUAUUUAGACGGCGCAGUAGUAUAGUUCUAGUUUAGCUUACGUCAUAGAGUACUAAAGCCUAUAUUACAUUAUUAUAGGACUUCGUGAAUAUAUAGAAAAUAGGAAUAAAUAAUCAUGGAGGGCGAGAAGCGGCAGAAAAAGAAAACGAGAGAGAGAGAGAGAGAGAGAGAACGAAUGAACGAACGAAAGCGAGUGAGUGAAUGUUAAGAAAGACAGAAGAAAAAGUUUGGGUUAUGUGUUACACACACACACACACACGCACGCACGCACGCACGCACGCACGCACGCGUAUGUAUAUAUUUGAUUUUACGUUCGCCAUGCCUGCCAAACUAUCUUAUUUGUCUGCCAGUAUAUACUAUUAUUAUAGUAGUAUCAUAUUGUAAUACGUUAACGUUUCCAUCGGCUGAGCAAGAUGUGGUACAAUAACACCUUUUUGUUGUAAAAUCUUGGAACUGCGCCUUUCUCUAUGCACGCAAGAGAAUAUUAAAAAUAUAAAGGUGAUUGCUCAUUUCUUUUAAUAUCGAUCUCAUUUGUAAAUAUUUUAUAAGAUUCAAACAUAUUCGCGCGAUUUGCAAAUAACGAUGGUUGUGGCAGACUUUGUUCUCGUAAAAAUGUAGUAGUUUCCGGAUCGAUAUAUAAAAUGAUUCACACACACACACACACACACACACNCACACACACACACACACACACACACACACACACACACACACACAAAAGAAGUGUUAAUUUCACUUUGUGGAUCAAUAUUAAUUAACUGUCAAGCAGAAGUUUAUAGAUAAAUCUAUUCAUAAUAUGGAAUUGCUGCUUCUUAUUACGUUGGACUAUAUCGUAUAACAGUUUUUGAAUGGGUGUGUAUGCGCGUGCGCGUGUGAGGGAAUAUGAAAGAGGGUAGGAGAGGGAUUUCUCUCAAUAUGUGCACACACACACAACCCGCGCACGCACGCACGCACGCACGCACGCACGCACGCACGCACGCACGCACGCACGCACGCGCACACACACACACACACACACACACACACACACACACACACAACUUCGUUAUAUAGGUUGGUUAUAUGAGUUUACCAUCUUUGCUAUAUUCCUCGAUACGCUCUUCCGUUGUUAUCUUCUUGUUACAAUCAUCGAAAGGAAAAGGUAGUUAAUAUUCGGAUCAUUCGGAAUUGAUCUGUAAUUAUAGUAUAUAUUUAUGGCGUGUGCACUUGUACUAUUAGAGAUCAACGAGUCCGAGGCAAAUGCGAGUUGCAUCUGUGUGUGCAUGAGAUACUUAACGACUAAAUCGAGGACUCGCGGAAACUGCUACUUAAUGACGUUAAUCGCGCGCAACUUCAACAUAGAAAAUUGUUUCUUCUCUGUGUGCGCAUUCGUUAACAGGAAGAUAGCGCUAUUGCGUUUAUUGCGUCAAGCGGUAAUGCGUGUAUAUUGUAUAAAACAUUUGUACAAUACCAGUGAUCUUUUUUUGCACUAUUUUUCACUACGUCUAGAAAGAAAAAAAAAGUUUAGCUUUCAAAUGCCUACUACAUAUGAAAGUGCAGUGUAUUCGCGCGUAUAUAGAAAAAUAUCUGCCGCCUGCCUGUUCGACUGACGGACCGACCGACUUACCGACCGACCGACAGACUGACCGACCUAUCGAUCGAAUGAAUGGUUGAAGGAACGAAUGGACGAAUGAAUGUGCCGGCCUAAUAUUCACGCUGUCACUCAAAGAGUACUUUUUAUAUUAAUGUGUCGAUAUCCUUAUCCGCACUCACCUUUCCAGAAGCUCGUUAAAAUAUAUCAACCAACACUAACUCGGUAGUCUUCAGCUUCACCAACAUUCAACACUUCCACCGUCGUAAGAUUUUGCUUUGUAAAACGUGUUCUUAAUAAAAAAAGAAACAAUAUACAAAGAGUAAUCAAUCGAAGACAA
This is a messenger RNA of Dinoponera quadriceps, 3203 nucleotides long. It is a transcript of the gene Ypel, whose product is annotated as protein yippee-like 1. NCBI's taxonomy places the organism in Eukaryota, Metazoa, Arthropoda, Insecta, Hymenoptera, Formicidae. The record is from RefSeq and is a predicted model, not a curated record. The coding region runs from base 317 to 661 and encodes 114 amino acids. The transcript is spliced from 5 exons.